Beta vulgaris subsp. vulgaris (sugar beet) is the source of this 1641-nucleotide messenger RNA. Its product is annotated as protein MITOFERRINLIKE 1, chloroplastic. The record is from RefSeq and is a predicted model, not a curated record. The coding region runs from base 329 to 1543 and encodes 404 amino acids. Gene Ontology annotation, cellular component: mitochondrial inner membrane. Gene Ontology annotation, molecular function: S-adenosyl-L-methionine transmembrane transporter activity. The transcript has a single exon. NCBI's taxonomy places the organism in Eukaryota, Viridiplantae, Streptophyta, Magnoliopsida, Caryophyllales, Amaranthaceae.
UUCAGUUUUUUAUGAACACCCCUAAACCUAUAAAUGCGAUAUCACAUCUAUAUCUAUCUAUUUAUCUAUAUAUUUAUGUAAAUGCACUAACCAUCCACUAUGUAUCAUUGAUUAUUCCAUAAACUUCCCUCGUGGCUCAUGCUCUUAGAGUGAAAUCCUUCUUGCUUACAUCUUUCCACAAUUUCAUUUAAUUUGAGAAAGCAUGAAUCACGGCAUCGAUCACCACGUUCUUCCCAAAUACUAACACUAAUAAUUCAAGUGUCCAAACACUCCCUAUAUACAUAAACUCAACGUUGACAAACUCAAAAAGCCAAAAACUCAACCAAACAUGGAAACUCCAACAUCCUCCUCAUCAACAUCUCUUCUCCCUUCACUACAACCAUUACAACUCAACUCAACCUCUCAUCACCAUUUUAACAACCUUUUCUCUAACCUCAACUCCAUUCUCAUCACCUCGAAACCUCGAAAAUCCGCCAUUUUUAAUCUAUCUUCAUCUUCUUCCUCUUUCCUAUGUACCUCCAUGUCCAUGAAACUCAAACUUCAAACAUCAUCAACCUCUCAUAUUUCACCAAAAUCCACCAUGAUCACUAAUAAGACUAACCUCUCGGUCUUCGAACGUGCCCUUAUUGGUGCGUGCGCUGGAGGAUCAGCUGGUGCUUUCACUUACUUCUGCCUUCACCCACUUGACACCAUCAAAACAAAGCUUCAAACAAAAGGAGCUAGUCAAGUUUACAAAAAUACCCUCGACGCCAUUGUUAAGACCUUCCAAACUAAAGGGAUUUCAGGGUUUUAUAGUGGAAUAUCAGCUGUUAUUGUAGGAUCAACUUUCUCUUCUGCUUUAUUAUUUGGAACUUGUGAACUUGGAAAAUCAUUCUUAUCAAAAUUUGAGAAAUACCCUUGUUUGUUAAUCCCACCUACUGCUUCUGUAAUGGGUAGUAUUGUAUCUUCUGCAAUUAUGGUACCUAAAGAACUAAUAACACAAAGAAUGCAAGCUGGUGCAAAGGGAAAAUCGUUAGAAAUUUUACUACAAAUCUUGCAAAAAGAUGGUGUUUUAGGGCUAUAUACUGGUUAUUCAGCUACAUUGUUAAGGAACUUACCUGCAGGAGUUUUGAGUUAUUCGUCGUUCGAAUGGCUUAAAACUGCUGUUAUGAUCAUAAGGAAUAAGGAAAAGUUGACACCAUUGGAGAGUGUUUGCUGUGGAGCAAUGGCGGGGGCGAUUUCGGCAACGUUGACAACACCAUUAGAUGUUGUUAAAACAAGGUUGAUGACACAAUUUCAAGGGUUGGUUGUUAAUAAUAAUAGUAAGGAUGUUGUUUUUGGUGUUAUGAAUAGUGGAGUUAGUGCAACAAUUAAGCAGAUUUUAAUGGAGGAAGGUUUGGUUGGUUUUACUAGAGGAAUGGGAGCUAGAGUUGUUCAUAGUGCUUGUUUUUCUGCAAUUGGUUAUUUUGCAUUUGAGACUGCUAGAGUUGCUAUUUUGGAUCAGUAUCUUAAGCAUAAAUAUCAUCAGUCUAAUAAAGAGAUGAUGACUUUGGAUCCUUCUUAAAUAUAGAGAUUUCUAAUUUGGGAGGAUAUAUAGUUUGCCUACCCUCAAUUAUGUUGGAUCGUCUUAGACCUGUUGAAUGCGUAUUUUUAGAAUAUCAA